Messenger RNA from Amphibalanus amphitrite, 5036 nucleotides. RefSeq names its product chloride channel protein 2-like. The transcript has 19 exons. Gene Ontology annotation, cellular component: membrane. Gene Ontology annotation, biological process: chloride transport; transmembrane transport. The coding region runs from base 1 to 2736 and encodes 911 amino acids. Gene Ontology annotation, molecular function: voltage-gated chloride channel activity. NCBI's taxonomy places the organism in Eukaryota, Metazoa, Arthropoda, Thecostraca, Balanomorpha, Balanidae. The record is from RefSeq and is a predicted model, not a curated record.
AUGGUUGUUUCAGCUCGGAUUUGGCUGUACCGGGACCUGACCACACACCCGGUGCUCCAGUACAUCGCCUGGGUCACUCUACCCAUCAGCCUGAUUCUCUUCUCAGCCGGUUUCGUACACAUCGUCUCCAAAUCGGCAGUCGGGUCCGGCAUUCCGGAGAUGAAGACAAUUUUGCGCGGCGUUCCUCUUGAUGAAUAUCUCACGUUUCGCACGCUGGUGGCCAAAGUAGUGGGUCUGACAGCCUGUCUGGGCUCCGGAAUACCGCUAGGAAAGGAGGGUCCGUUCGUCCACAUCGCCAGCAUCGUGGCCACCCUGCUCACCCGCAUGGUAACCUCCUUCAAAGGAAUCUACGAGAACGAGAGCAGGAACAGCGAGAUGCUGGCGGCGGCCUGCGCCGUGGGCGUGGCCUGCAGCUUCGCGGCUCCAAUCGGAGGUGUGUUGUUCAGCAUAGAAGUCACAUCAGUGUACUUUGCCGUUCGAAACUACUGGCGCGGAUUCUUCGCUGCCGUGUGCGGGGCAAUGGUGUUCCGACUGCUGGCUGUAUGGUUCGAGGAUGAAGAAACGAUAACUGCCUUAUUCAAGACGGAUUUCAAGGUGGAUUUCCCAUUCGAUCCACAAGAGCUAUUCGUAUUUGCUUUAAUUGGGGCUGUGGCCGGGUUCGCUGGUGCUUUCUUCGUGUGGCUGCAUAGGAGAUACGUCGUCUUCAUGAGAAGUAAUUCGUGUAUGAAGAGCUUCUUGUCCAGGAACCGGUUCCUGUACCCGUUUCUGGUAGCACUGUUGAUCUCAUCCACGACGUUCCCGCUGGGGCUGGGACAGUUUUUGGCAGCGGACCAGACCACUCACGAUCAGGUGCUGGAGCUGUUUGCCAACUUCACCUGGUCCUCAAGUGAUCUCACGGUGGACGAGGCUGAGGCGGUGAAUCACUGGACGAACCCGUACACCAGCUUCUACGCCAACCUCUGCAUCUACAUUCUAGUCACGUUUGGCAUGUGCGUGGUGGCCUCAACGCUGCCAGUACCCUCGGGCAUCUUCAUCCCGGUGUUCAAGAUGGGUGCGGCAUUCGGCCGUCUGGUUGGCGAACUGCUGGCUAUGUGGUUUCCACAGGGGGUGCGCUACGGCGGACACAUCUCACCGAUCCGGCCAGGGGGCUACUCGAUCGUGGGCGCGGCGGCUCUGGCCGGCUCCGUCACGCACACCAUCUCUACCUCAGUGAUUGUGUUCGAGCUCACCGGACAGAUCACUCACAUCCUUCCAGUCAUGAUUGCUGUUCUGAUUGCGAACGCCGUAUCGCAGCUUCUGCAGCCGUCCAUUUACGACAGCAUCAUCCAGAUAAAGAAGCUGCCCUACCUGCCAGACAUUCUCACCUCCACCAAUGCCUACUCCAUAUACGUGGAAGACAUAAUGGUGCGUGAGGUGAAGUACAUCUGGCACGGCAUCAGUCACCGGCAGCUGCGGCAAGUGCUGAGGGAAAACAAGAAACUGAGCAGCGUGCCGCUGGUCGAUUCUCACGAGUCGAUGAUUCUCCUGGGGAGCAUCAAACGGAAACAUCUGGUUCUGCUGCUGGAGAAACAUCUGGGCCGGGACCGCAGGAUGGAGGUGGUCACUCGCUGGCAGAGAGCAGCACAAAAGGUGCGUCUGAGCCGGCCCAACCGCAACUGGAAGGACCUGGUGGCACUGGCCACCCUCGAGCGCCGCGAGGAGCUGCGCCGCGAACACGAGGCUGCCGAGGCGGCCGACGUGGCCGCCUGCCCCGAGCCGCCCGCCGAGGAGGAGCCCUCCGUGGUAGAGGUAUCCGGAGCGCGACUCGCCUGUCCUUCAGAUGACGAGCGCGAGGCGGAGGAGGAGCCGGUGCCGGUCAGGAGGACGUCCAGGUUCGCCGUGACGCCCGUGAAGCUGCCGUCGCUGCGGCUGUCUGGUGCUGAGGCAGAGGAGAAGGAGUCAGACCAGGAGGCAGGUGUCGUCAGACCGUCGAGUCCGACGCCGUCCGACGCGGCGGCCGGCCGUCGGCCGCUCAAGCCCAUCCUGAAGAAGACCAACUCGUUUCGACUGUCCCCGAGCAGCCGCGAGGCCGGCCACGUGCCAACGCCCUACGCCACUGUCACCGGCGGCACGGGAGAUAGCAGGAUGCAGACGGCGCUGGACCAUGUUCUGCAAUCAGCACCCUCAGCCGACGGGAAGAAGGCGGCCAGCAGCGGCGAUAGUCCCGACGAAAACUGCGCGCGCGAGGAAAAUCCGCCACGGUCGCGGCUAACUCCGACGGAGAAACGCGUCACCCUGCCGGUCGAGAGAGUAAUCGACAUGUCCUACGAAGACCAGAAACUCUGGGAGGAAGAGGAAUUGGACAAGGAGGUCAACUUUGAAGAUUGCAAAAUAGAUCCGGCCCCGUUCCAGCUAGUGGAGCGCACCUCACUGCUGAAGGUGCACUCGCUAUUCUCAAUGCUGGGACUGAACCAUGCCUAUGUCACAGCCAUCGGCCGCCUUAUAGGAGUCGUCGCCCUCAAAGAGCUGAGACAAGCCAUCCAGCGAGCGAACCACUUCAGUCCUGACGAGGACGUGGAGUCCGACUCGGCGAGCUCGGCAGCCAGCAGCGUGUCUCACCUCGGCCUCUUACCCCGGGCUGUCACCGAGCAGGACGCCCCUUCUCACCGUCUUACCGAGGACAGGGGCGCCCCUUCUCGCCGUCUUACCGAGGACAGGGGCGCUCCAACUCGGAUCCCCAACUCCGUGAAAACUUGAUCUCGACUCAGGCCACUCAAAAGCAUGUUGAACUGUUUAAGCAGUGUAUUCACAGACUCCAUAAGAGACACUGGAUGGACUCGGUGAUCGAGUCGGCGUCUGUAUCUACGCGUGUGUAGAACUGGGGAUAUUCAGUAAAUGCUCAAAUGAUGAUACGCAAGUUAGCGUUCAUCGAAUUGGAGUGAAUGAUUGUUUUAUGCUUGUGCUCCUCAGAGUUCGUGAGAGUGCGUAUUUGUUUGGAGUGAAGUGUGUCUUGAAAGAUUUUAAACUUUUCUUCGACGGUGGUAUGCGUCUAUCGGUAUAUAACAAAAUAUAGUGUACGGUAUGUGCUUUCCAACUUCUAAUUGCCGCUUGCAUCUGUAUCUAGAUCCGCGCACCUUUAUCGAAAUGAUGUUAAUCAGCACCCGACUUGCUUAGGUAGAAGGUGGCAUUUGAAAGAGUUAUUGUGUAUAGUGGUAAUUUGUUUCUUACUUCUUAUCAAUAUGCUGCCUUCCAAUGGUUUGGCUGGGCUAAUCAUGACAAUUUUAUUCGACAGCUUGUGGACAACGGCAAUUGAUUGUAGUGCCUUCCUAAUGAAAAGCAAUUGCAAACUACAUCAGAAGUCAGUAGUCACAUGAAUUCCCAGUUCAGUGUGGACUGGUUACAUGAAUGGCUCAUGAUUUGUCCGGGCUGCGUGCACACAUAUAAGGAAAUUUAGCCAGACGGUUUCAUUUUCAUUUCACAUCCAACGUGGUUUCACAUAAUCGCUCUCAAUCCUUCCACCCCACCUGUCUUUUAUCGUCGUAUCAUGAUGAAGCUACUCUGAACCCCGUUCAGUCUUCUUCAACAUUCCAUUCAUCACCAUCGGUCGUCAAGGCGUCACCCAGCCAAUCAUUUUGUUCCCCACAAGGCACAAGCUCGCUCAGAGGUGGGCAUGGGCCGAUUAGGCGCGUCUCCAGGGCCUCCUCAGGGACUGCGGGCUUCUCUAGAGCGCCCUUAGGAACUGCGGGCAUUUCUAGAGUGCUCUCCGGGACUCCGGGCAUUUCUAGAGUGCCCUCAGGGACUGCGGGCAUUUCUAGAGUACCCUCCGGGACUCCAGGCAUUUCUGGAGUGCCCUCAGGAACUGCGGGCUUCUCUAGAGCGCCCUCAGAAACUGCGGGCAUUUCUAGAGUGCCCUCAGGGACUGCGGGCUUCUCUAGAGCGCCCUCAGGAACUGCGGGCAUUUCUAGAGUGCCCUCCAGGACUCCGGGCAUUUCUAGAGUGCCCUCAGGAACUGCGGCGUGUCUGGGGCGUUCAUAGGCACUGUGGGCGUCUUUGAGGCGCCCUCAGGGGGUGAGUGUCUCAGUGCGGUCGCAGGAACUGAAAGCGUCUUAAGGUCGCCUUUAGGGAUUUCAGGUGUCUUCGUGGUGUUUGCAGGGACUGCGGAAGUCUCUAGAACGCCCUCAUGAACUGCGACAGUAUCUAGGGCUCCCUCAAGAGACUCGGGUUGACUCUAGAGCGGCGCCCUCAGGACUUGCGGGCCAAUGUCACAGCUGACACAGUAUGCCGCUACGACCGCUGUCGAGAGACACGGGCCUGACACGGGCGUCUCUGGUACGAGCCUUGUAUGGUAUGGCUGCACCGGUUUCUGUCGGACUCCAUCCGUUACUGGGGCCCUAGAGAGGAGAAGUGAGACGGCAGAAAAACAGAUCACCGUCCGCCGCGGCGGACGCUCCGAGCCGCUCUACUGUCGGCUCGACCUCCGAUGUCAUCCGGCGGAGUUAUGGGUUGGAGAAGAAAUUCCUGUUGGCGAUGUUUUGGGGAUAAAGAGAGCACACCUACCAUAGCCACCCGACAGAUCCUGGUUUUUGAUAGUGCCUGUGUUAUGUGUCAUUUUAUGUUGCUUCAAAGGAUUGUCUUUUUCGGCAUGGGCAUUGGGUAAGGACUAAGGAGUAAGGGAACAUUGGGAUAUAGGGUUUCGCCAAGGGGUCACUGCAACUUAUAAUCACUGUAUUUACGGCAUGUGGUCAUUUUUCGGUCGAUCGAUUCGUGCCACUCAGUCGCAACAUGCAUAGAUAUUAUAUCUCUCAACAUUUACACAAGCGCAGUCGCCAAACUACAUAGAGUAUGCGAUUGUGUUUCGUUAUUCCUAUAUGUGAAUGUGAUGACAAAUUUGUUCAGUGUGCUGCAAGAGGCAGUAGUUAUCUCAAAACUUAUCACGCAUUUGUCCACUAUCGUCAUUGUAAAUAUAACCAUAAAACAUGCGCGUAUAUAUGUAUGGUGCGUGAACUGUUGACUCACCUUCGUUUAAUAUGUCUAAAUAUAUAGAUUGCGAAAUCGUG